Messenger RNA from Sus scrofa (pig), 3380 nucleotides. RefSeq names its product kelch like family member 30 (gene KLHL30). NCBI's taxonomy places the organism in Eukaryota, Metazoa, Chordata, Mammalia, Artiodactyla, Suidae. The record is from RefSeq and is a predicted model, not a curated record. Gene Ontology annotation, molecular function: protein binding.
UCUGCCCAGUCACAUCCCAGCAGGCCUUCCGCGCUGCCUUGUCGGCUGGGCAGUCCUGUUCUCUAGCCUGAGUCCUGAGAGGAGGUCCAGGUGCCGAGAGAGAGAGGAGUGCGCGGAGACCCCUCGUGCAGUCAUGGUGCGCAACGUGGACGACCUGGACUUCCACCUGCCCUCGCACGCCCAGGACAUGCUGGACGGGCUGCAGCGGCUGCGCUUCCAGCCCAAGCUGGCCGACGUCACGCUGCUGGUGGGCGGCCGGGAGCUGCCCUGCCACCGGGGCCUCCUGGCGCUGAGCAGCCCCUACUUCCACGCCAUGUUCGCCGGCGACUUUGCCGAGAGCUUCUCGGCGCGCGUGGAGCUGCGGGACGUGGAGCCCGCCGUGGUGGCGCAGCUGGUGGACUUCGUGUACACGGGCCGGCUGACCAUCACCCAGGCCAACGUGGAGGCGCUGACCCGCACGGCCGCGCGCCUGCACUUCCCCGCCGUGCAGAAGGUCUGUGGCCGCUACCUGCAGCAGCAGCUGGACGCCACCAACUGCCUGGGCAUCUGCGAGUUCGGGGAGCAGCAGGGGCUGCUGGGCGUGGCUGCCAAGGCCUGGGCCUUCCUGCGGGAGAACUUUGAGGCCGUGGCUCGCGAGGAUGAGUUCCUGCAGCUGUCCCAGGAGCGCCUGGCCACUUGUCUGGCCAGCGACCUGCUGCAGGUACAGCCGGAGCAAAGCCGGCUGGAGGCCCUGCUGCGCUGGGUGCGCCAUGACUCCCAGGCCCGGGCAGCCCACCUGCCGGAGCUGCUGGGCCUGGUGCACUUGGACGCCGUGCCCAGACCCCACGUGCAGCAGCUGCUGGCCACAGAGCCGCUGAUCCGGGAGUCAGAGGCCUGUCGGGAGGCCUUGUCCCAGGGCCACGAGGCGGCGCUGCUGGCCCUCCCGCAGAAGCUGGAGGAGGUUCUGGUGGUGGUGGGCGGGCGGGCGCUGGAGGAGGAGGAGGGCGCCGAGGAGCUGGCCCCCCAGCCCGGGAACUUCGCCUUCUACGACACCAAGGCCCAGAGGUGGAUGGCGCUCCCCGACUUCCCCGACUACCACAAGUGGGGCUUCUCCCUGGCGGCCCUGAACAACGACGUCUAUGUGACAGGGGGCUCUCGGGGCACCAAGACGGACACCUGGUCCACGACGCAGGCCUGGUGCUUCCCGCUGAAGGAGGCGGCCUGGAGGCCCGUGGCGCCCAUGCGGAAGGCCCGCACGAACCACGCCAGCGCCGCGCUCAACGGGGAGAUCUAUGCCAUCGGCGGUACCACGCUGGACGUGGUGGAGGUGGAGAGCUACGACCCCUACACGGACACCUGGACGCCCGUCAGCCCGGCCCUCAAGUACGUCAGCAACUUCUCGGCGGCCGGCUGCGGGGGCCGCCUCUACCUGGUGGGCUCCAGCGCCUGCAAGUACAACGCGCUGGCUCUGCAGUGCUACAACCCCGUCGCAGACGCGUGGAGCGUGAUCGCCUCCCCCUUCCUCCCCAAGUACCUGUCCUCGCCGCGCUGCGCGGCCCUGCAGGGGGCGCUCUACCUCGUGGGAGACAACACCAAGAAAGUCUACGUGUACGACCCCGGGGCCAACCUGUGGCAGAAGGUGCAGGCCCUGCACAGCCUGCAUGAGAACGGCGCGCUGGUGCCGCUGGGCGAUGCGCUGUACGUGACGGGGGGCCGCUGGCAGGGCAUGGACGGCGACUACCACGUGGAGAUGGAGGCCUACGACCCCGGGCGCGACGCUUGGAUCCGCCACGGCGCCCUGCCCCGCCUCUGGCUGUACCACGGGGCCUCGGCCGUCUUCCUGGACGUUUCCAAGUGGACUCAGCCCUUCGGGCCUGCCCAGGAGCCCUAAGCUGCUCCUCGGCGCACCUGGAGCCAGCCCAGCCCAGCCCCCACCCGGGGACGGUCCCCUUUCACUUUGGAUUGUUUAUUGGCUCAAGGUCACUGUCCCCUCUAGGUCUCGGCCUGGGCGCAGCUGGCCGUGGUCUCUGCCGCCGGGGCCCGGCUUCUGGGUGCCUGUGUGGAGGGAGAGGCAGCCCUCCUGCCCUGGGGUGUCUGAGGCCUCGGAGGAUGGAGCCCGGGGCCGGGGAAGUGCGGCGAGAACACUCGUGCUCUCCGAACACGGAGGGCUCCUGGCAGUGUCCCAACGGAGGCGCUCAGAGGAGCCACAUAGAUGAAGGUGACACCAAGUGGCCCAGGAGGUGGAGGCUGUUGGAGAGGGUGGGUGGCACCGAGCGAAGGGCUUUGAGGGGGCUCAGCACCCGGCCCCGGUGGGGCUGCUUCUGCCUGUCCCACAGCUGUGUGACCACGGCCAGCCGCUGGCCCUCUCUGGGCCUCAGACACAUGGAGCCAGCGUGGGUGGGCUGUCUGCUCUCCCUGCCCCCAGCCUUAUGCUGGUGCCUUGUUUCCAAAGGCUGCUUCUGGGGACAAAGGAGACCCAGCUCUUUCUGUGUCAGCCACCCACCCCCCGGGGGGGGCAGCACCUUGGAGGCACAGGAAGGGAGGGGGCGAGGCCUGGGGGCCAGGAGAGAGGGUCCUUCUGCCUCCUCGGGGGCUGGGAGAGGGUCGCGAGGCUCCCUGGGAAGGCGAGCAGGCAGAGCCGGGAUUUCCCGUUUCUUGGGGGCGAUUUGCUUCCAAACAAAGCCCUUCGUCAGAAUGAAGGUUCCCAAGGGAGCCCACAGGGGCUCUUGGGCACCCUGGUGGCUUUUCCCAGGCCGCCCCUGAGUGAGGAACCAGCAGGUGGAGAGCCUGCCCGGAGCCCCCCCUCCGCCCGAGCUGGACUGGGGCCCCUCGCGGAGCUGGGGCACCUCCUUGCUCCUCACUCCCCCUGAGCAAGGGGCCAACGAAGGACUUGCCCUGGAUGCUCAGCGCCCAGCCCCGCUCUGACACGGCCUCCGUCAGGGGACACGGGGCUGCGAAUUGGGAGUUCUCGGUCCAGCCUGGCCCAGCCCCUGCGCCGAUGAGGCCUUGGGGAGCUCCCGGCUCCCUUUGGACCUGGCUUCUCUCGAGGGCCAGCCUGCGGCUCCUCUGUGAGUCCAUCAGGGACCAGAGGGGCCUCUGACAUCCCUAGUCUCAGGAAGAAGGCCCUGGGCCCUCCAGCUUCCACGGAUCCCGAUCCGCUUUGCUCCCAGCCCCGACUCCUCAUGCCCAUUUCUUAUGGCAGAACCGAGUUGGCCCCUGGGGUCCAGGCAGAGCGGGGCCCCCUGAGUGUCUCCUCCGGAAGGACCAUGAGCCCUGGAGGCGAGGACCCCUGGUCAGCCGGUGAGAACCAGGAGGAAGGUUUCCGUAGGAAAACCUCCUGAAAUGUGUUCCAGAUGCUUCUUGAAGGUGCAGUUUCCUAAUAAAGACUCAAUGUGUCAAAA